CUUAGGUUUUUAAUGACCUUUACAAAUCUUGUCUUUCACCUUGCAAACCUUUUUUGCAUAUUGUUGAGCUGUCCAUCUAACUUGCCCAGCAGUCCAAGUUAAUUAAUGAGGCAGAUUCCUGGGAGGCCAAACUUCCAGGACUGAAUCUUGCAGCAGUAACACAUCAAUCACAGUUCCAAUAGGACAGGCAGAUUCUUCUCCUCCUGGUAAAUGCACGUGUGAAUCCCUGAAGGUUUCCACAGCACCAGGAAUGACUCUUCUCGAGACCAUCUGUUUCUGAGCCACAGACAUAUUCUAGAGGCAUUACACACAAAUAUUAUUGGGGUCUGGCACUGUGUGAGGCCAGAAGGCUUUAUGUGAGUUUAUGGGCUGGAACACACAGAUCUAACUCACUGCUCUGUGGCCACUUAAUGCCAAGCAGACAGAGGAUGCCAGAGCUCCAUGGGGGUGCAAGUGCAGGGCUGAGAAGGUCCAGAAUGGAUUUUCUCUGUGAGCAGAGGGGAUUGAUUCUGAAAACUGCUGAGUAUCUCAAAACCAGGUCAGAACCUGGCCAAACAGAUUUGGUGUGACCCCAGGAGCUGACCCUACCCAGCAGCAAAGCCUGGCUCUGUGUGAGAGGCUGUGUUGAGCUCCUCGAGGAAGGAGCCGGACCAGUGAGAAUUUUAUUUGGAGAAGAGCUUCUCAGUCAAGGAAAAUCUCUUUCUACACAUGUCAACAAAUAAAUUGAGAAAAUUGCUUUCAGGCUGACAUCGGUGCAAUACUGGGAAGUGCAGGGAAGGAGAGGCUGAUCCUGGAGCAGCAGGAGCAGACACCAAGUGCAAAUCUCAGGGAAAGAGCUAUUAAGCAACUGGAGCAUGUGCUGAUAAUUAGUUAUCGCUCGUUAUGUUUGCUCUGGGCUUUUCAUUUCUGUCGACUGGCAAUGAAUUUCCUCCACUAUCACCACUUGUUUACAUUACAGCACCUAACAAAGGUAAUUAAUCAGUGCUAAGAGACCCUGCUAAUGUCCCUCUGACAUCCAAAGAGCCGGGUUAAGUCAGUUUGCCUCCAAAUACUUCACAAGAGCUGAGAGGGGAAUGGAACAGAGGGAAUCUCCUGUGCAUCUGCAGUGCCUGUGGGAGUCAGAGCUAGAAAUUGUUUAAAACUUGGUUAAUAAAAUAAAUAACUUUAGAACGACCAACUUAAAAAAAAAAUACAAUCUCUGCAAUGUUAGGGUCAAAUUUAGUACAAUACCAAAUAAAUCCAUAAUGCACUGAGUGCCCUUUCUGGACCUGUACAUGGAAUUUCUGCACACAAGACCGUCCCUGUCUUGUCAGAAUAUCCCAAAUGAACUCACACUGUAUGAUAUUGCCUAGGCCUUUGAGAAUCAGGCUGUUACUGUCAGCCCCAGGCAUUUCUAUCCAAGAAAGCAAUGUCAAUAUAUUAGAGAAUAAAUGACAUAUCUAUGAAUUACAAACAGAAUAAUUCAUAGGUAAUUUUCAAUUACAGAGAAUAAUUUAUAUGUGUCUGAUUUGCAAAGAGAAUUAUUUAUGAGUAACCUGAAUUGGCCAUGAAGAACAUUAACAGGUUAUUGUGGGAAAGGGAGUCUACAGACUGCUCAUGUGUCACGUGCUGAGCCUGGAUUUUGGGGCGUUUCCUGCGCAAACACACAUCACAAAAAUAAAAUCUGUCAGAUUCCAUAAUAAGCAGAUUUGUGUAGUGUGCCCAAUCUGAUCUGAAACCUCCGAGUGGUGCUGAAAGCCAGACUCAGGGAGCAUGUUGGAGCUCCUGCCUUGAGGAGCACCACAAGCAGAAAGGCCACAGCUGGGGUCCUGUAACAUAAUCCUUGGAAAAGGCUGUUUUUCCAGGAGCAAGGAGCCAAGUGCCAAAAUCAUUGGGUUGUUUGUGUCUCCUCUGCCCUGUGUGGAGGUGAUGAUGGAUGACAUGAAAUAUGCAAAUAACAGAGAAAAAGAGGAGGAUCUCCAUGGACUGGGUGAGAUUCCCAGCACAGGCUCCUUCCCUGCCCCUGGAUGCUGCAGGUGCCAGAGCACAGGCACGUCUUCCAUCCUGCACACAGGGAUGCUGCCCUUUGUAUCAUGGAAUCUCUGAGGUUGGAAAAGACCUCCAAGACCAUCCAACCUCCAUGGACUUAUGGUCCAACACAGGUGCUCCUGGUUUAGGAAAAAUUACAAUGUUAGCAAAUGGCUGUGAGAUAGAACUACAAAAUAUGUGUUAGAAACAGGACGUUUUCUUAAUCAUAAAGUAAGAAAUGGCACAGGAGUGGAUGUGGACAGUGUCUCCACUUGCAGCAGAUCUCUAUUAUUUUGCUUAAAGCAUUUUCUCAACCACAAAUUACUAGCCUCUUAAACAAAAGGAGUUAUUUUCACCUCCACAGGACUUGCUGGCCAGGUCCUACAGCUUGUCAUUGAACAAGGGGCCAAAUCAGCUUUCUUUAAGGCAAGACAUCUUCCAAAAUACCUGAAGGGCAGAAGGAUGCAUUGGGGCUUCCAAUUCUUCAUCCCCACCUUGGCAUCUUAAAACCUGAGUUGGGAAAGAAACUAUGCAAGCCAAAGUGCCAUUCCCUCCUGAGGAACUGCCUCAGGGAGUUACACCAGGCACCCUCAGCACAAGAGCUAAAAAUUACAAAGCCCUGUUGCUCUGCUCCACUUAAUGAAACACCAUAUCCAUAUAUCAGACCAAGACAAACAGCAUCUGCUAUGGCUAAUGUGGUAAAAGAGCUUCUUUUUUCAACCAUUAAAGUUGGUCCAUAAUAUUUUCUGAAACACUGAUUUUCUCUGAUGAAGAAAUUUAGAAAAGUUUACUAAAGAGAAGUAAUUGUCUUGGAUUUGGAGAGUGUAAUGGGUUGCUGCUGUUGUGUUGGAAGCAAAGCCAGACCCUCCAGGAGAAGGAGGCACAUGUCAUUCCAGACUGAAUUCCUGCAAAUGCAUUCCUGUGCCUGAGCUUUUAAAGCGUCGUCAUGGGCACCCCUGGGCAUGGGGAGCACCACAAAACACCCAUGGUCACAGCUGGGAAUGUCUGGAGCUGGGUGAAUGUCCCCUUUUAGGAAGUCUAGGGAAACAAUGUAUAUCCCAUAGCUUUGGGCUCCCACUGUAUUCCACGAGGGAGCCUGGGGGGAACACUUACUACAAGACUGUGCACUCAUUGUGUCUAUAGUCACAUACAUCCACUCUUUGCUGCUUCCCAUUUAGCAGAGAAAAAUCCAUUCAUUUUCUAACCAGCUCCUCCUCCCCAGACCAACGCUGCAGUCAUUGCCUGAAACGUUUAUGAAGGCAGCUCAUGCUUCCAGAAAUUUUUAAACUCAGCUCCUUUAACAUGACCUGGACCAAGUGCAAAGUCUCUUUCUUGACUUGCACUAGGCAGGCAGCAGCUCACAGCAUCCCAUCCUCAGGGAGUUGAAUAUUGCUAACAGUUCCCCAGUGAAAGCUCUGCAAUCACCAGGAGAAAGAUGUUUGUAUUUAAAGGUUGUGCAGAACAAGUGAAAUCUUGUCCAUUAGGAAAAUGCCAAUCUUCACCCUAAUCCAAGGCAAAACUCCUGAUGACCUGCUGGGGUCAGACUCUCACUUUGUCCUCCCAAAUCUGGAAGCAAGUCAGAAAUGUAGAGAUUUGGGUCACCAAGGGCAGAGCAACCUCACACAACCUUGCUGCUCCUUGUAAAAACCAGGUGGAGCAAUUUGGACAAUUUUGGGUAGCAAGAAGAGCUGAGAAAGUAUCAGAGAUUUUUUUCUUAACUUUCACUGGAUUAGGCCCCUUGUACCACUUCAGAUCCCCCCAUGCCACCUGCUGUCAGCCUUUAAUGAGAGUGAAAUACAAAAGCUUGCAAAAAUGAAAGAAAACUGCUUAUCCACUCCCUCUCCAAGCUACACACACUUAGAGACAAAAAAAGAUCACACUAAAUGAGCCCUUGUAAGGACUACCAAUACAUACAUAGCUCUUCCCAAGGGUUAGAUGAGAAAGAAUUCAGUGUUAAUUUUAAUGGGCUGCCACUUUCCUCUUACUGUGCAAACCACCUCUGCAUAACUGAGGAGAGGCUUUGGCUCAUUUUGGUACUACUUUUUUUAAAUAUUGAAUUUUCUUAAUUGUAUUGCUGUCCUCAGGGGCCACUGCAUGCCACUUACCUGGCAGAACUAGGCUGCAGACCUACUUAAAUUGUAGGCUUAAUCAGUUCCUCCUUAAAAUAUUUAAUUUUUUUUUUUUCUGUGAUUGAAUGCUGCUGCUAGAGCAGUGAUGGUCAGCAGCUGAUGCAUUUGGUGUCCACCCAGAAAGUUUUUCUGGCUCCUUUUAAGUUACUAUGAACUUGCCUAGAAGAAGGUAACACUUAUUCCUAGAAACCCUGGGCUUUUGUGCAUAUAUCCCCUGAAUUUCUCAUUCUGCUGUGAACAGGUGGAGCACUUACCUGUGGCAGGCAAAAAGCCCAAAGCACUGCUCCAAAAUGCUCCAGUCCUGCUUGGUGUGAUCCCCUUACAAAAAGGAAAAAUCCAGACAUAGACCAGUCACGGGGGCUGUGCUUUGUUUCCUCUUUCUCUUCCCUCCCCCCAGGGUGUUCACUGGCACCUCCCCAAGUGCAUAAACUGCAGUGGGAAAUAGGUGCUUGACUUCUGCAGCUUUGGGGAAUGCCAGACAUAGAAAGGACCAUGGAGAGGAUAUUUCCAGGAUGCUCCAAAUUAGUUUCUUUGUGCUGCAGGCUUUCAUUUCCUUUUUAUUUACCACUUGACAUCAUCCCCAGCGUUGUUGAUGCUAACACAGUGUGACAUGAAGCUGCUCACAAAGGGACAUGAUGGCAAUGGGCCCGAGCGUGUCCUGCUAGAGAGGCACCACCAGCACACGCGAGCCUCGCACGGCAAGCCCCACCUUGGCUGGGCAAACCCCCCCAAAUCCUGCAGCCUGACAACAGCACUGGGAGCCAGCAGACACCCUGGGAUAGUACCUAGGAUUAAAAGGUGUUAGAGGAAAUUGUCACCAGAGAACAGCUGCUUUCACUGGUGUCAGGUAAGUCAGAAGCUUAGGCUUCUGAUGGACAGAUAAAGACCAAUACCAACCUCUUUGUUCCUGACAUGGGCCUAUUCCAAGGAGUGUGGUUUAUCCCAAGAAAAUAGGAGCACCACUUUUCCACAUCCUACAAGGUCCAGUGCAACCAGCUACACAACAUCCAGAGAUGUUUCCCAUCUGGUUGGGGCUUCAGGAUAGAGCACCAAAAAACCCCCAAACCAGUCAAGCCAUCUGGUUUUCUCCAGAUGCCCGGCAGCAUUUGUGCGUUCUUUGAGCACCAUCUCCUGGCACAGGGUCUCUGAGCCAGUGACACUCCUGGGGACGUGAAGAACCCCAGAACAGCCGCUCUCACACGAAGCGUAGGGCUCCAGGCCAGCGCAGUGCGCAGCGCUCACAGCCUCCCACCAAACCCCACCGCAGGGAUAUCAGCGCACGCUGCUGUGAGAGCCGAGCUGAGGAGGUUUCCCGUCCCUGGUGAGGCUGAGCUGAGGAGGUUUCCCAUCCCUGGUGUGGCUGAGCUGAGGAGGUUUCCUGUCCCCGGCGAGGCCGAGCUGAGGUUUCCCGUCCCUGGUGAAGCUGAGCUGAGAUUUCCCAUCCCCGGUGAAGCUGAGCUGAGAUUUCCCAUCCCUGGUGUGGCUGAGCUGAGGAGGUUUCCCAUCCCUGGUGAAGCUGAGCUGAGAUUUCCCAUCCCUGGUGUGGCUGAGCUGAGGAGGUUUCCCGUCCCCGGCGAGGCCGAGCUGAGGUUUCCCGUCCCUGGUGAGGCCGAGCUGAGGAGGUUUCCCGUCCCUGGUGAGGCUGAGCUGAGGUUUCCCGUCCCUGGCGAGGCCGAGCUGAGGAGGUUUCCCGUCCCUGGCAAGGCCGAGCUGAGGAGGUUUCCCGUCCCUGGCGAGGCCUGGCGCUGAUGGCUGUCCCCUCCCGCAGGCAGCGGUGCCCCGCGAUGCUGCAGUGCAAACACGCGCAGGAGUUCAGCUUCGGGCCCCGCGCUCUGAAGGACGCGCUCAUCUCCACCGACCCCGCGCUGCAGGAGCUCUACGCCAAGGCCUUCUCCAGGGCGGAAAAGCUGUUCCUGUCCGAGGCCUACAACCCCCAGCGCACGCUGUUCUGCACGCUGCUCAUCCGCACGGCCUUCGACUGGCUGCUCAGCCACCCCGAUGCCCCCGAGGACUUUGAGACCUUCUACCACGCCAUGCUGAGGAGGAAGCAGAACUUCUGUCGAAAGCACAUUUACCUGCAGCCCAUAGAUUUAAUUGAAGGGCCUGCUGGGCUCUCCCUGCUGGAUUCCCUCCAGAGCUGUGUGGAGUCUUUUUUCCUGGGUCUGCGUGUGAAGUGCCUUCCCUCCAUCCCAGUCUCUUCCAUCCACUGCUGCUUCCGCCACAGCCGGGACUCGGACAGGGUGCAGCUCCACGCAGAUGGGAUCCUGAAUUUCCUGAAGAACAACAAGCCCAUGGAUGCACUGUGUGUCCUUGGACUUACCCUGCUGGACCUUUACCCAUGUGAGACCUGGAGCUUCACAUUCAGCAAAUUCCUGCCAGGACAAGAAGUGGGAGUCUGCAGCUUUGCCAGGUUUUCUGGGGAUUUCCCCCAGGCUGGUUGUAGCAGUUUGAACCCACCCACGCAGAAGGAAGAGCUGUGUGAAGUCAGCAAGGAGGGCAGAGACCGGACCUUGCAGUUCAGCGCCCAGGAGAUGGUCGAGUGCUGUAAGGUGACCUGUCACGAGAUCUGCCACCUGAUGGGGCUGGGGACGUGCCGCUGGCUGCAGUGCAUCAUGCAGGGCGCCCUGAGCCUGGACGAGGCCCUGCUGCGGCCCCUGGAGCCCUGCCCCAUCUGCCUGAGGAAGCUGCAGCACGUCGUGGGCUUCAAACUCAUCGAGCGCUACAGGAAGCUUUAUGCUUGGACACAGACCGUGCUGUCCACGUGGCCAAGGCAGGAGUCAGCAGAGCUGUCUGCCUCAGAGGACAUCCCCCCGUUCAGCUCUGACUCUGGGAUGUGCUGUGAGAACGACUCCGAGGCCGUGACCUCCCUGUCGGAGCCGCUGACCCCCGACACCUGCAGCCAGGGCCUGUCCAUCGGGCCGGAGCUGGAGCAGGACGAGCAGCCGGGCUCAGUGCCGGAGGCACAGAGCCAGCCCCGGCUCCCUGGCCACACCAAGGCCACGGACACCAUCAAGGAUUACGAGCUGUGGCUGGAGAUGUGCAUUGCUGCCCUGGAGAGGAACGUCUCUGAGGAGGAACUGGCUCAAGUGGACAAGACCGUGGAUGCCCUGGCGAAGUGGGAAAUGUUUACAGGCCAGCUGCCUGCUAUGAGGAAGGACCUGCCCUUUGCUAGGGACAGCACCGGGCUACGCAAAGUUCUUGGGGACAAAUUUUCUUCCUUGCGGAGGAAGCUGAGUUCCAGAAAACUGUCCAAGGGGGAGUCAUCCCCUCAGCGCUGGCGGUGGGAGGACAAUUAGGCUGGGGCUGCCUUGGGCCAGCUUUGCUCACACCACUGCCCGGCUUCCAGCCUUCCUCACCCCAAGCUGUUGCUGUCUCAGAGAAACAGCAGCUCCUCCCAGGAAUAAAAGGUGUUUUGUUUUCUGACAUUGCUAACACAGUUUUGAUGUGAUUAGUUCUCUAAGGGUUUUUUCCUGUGCUGGUCUAAAUGACGCCACCACUCCACACCCACCUCAAGUCCCACGUAGCUGCUUUUAUUUUCUUGGUCUGAAGUUGGCCAGGAAGAGGUCAGGCAGGUCCCCACUAAAGACUGAACAUGCUCACACAGGAGCUUGGGCCAUCUGAACAAACAUGCAAAUUAAACCAGGGCAGCUCCUCCACACAAAGAGCCCUUCUCUGCUUAGCACCUCAGUCCCCAGCACAGAUGAGAUUCUCCCUCUCCUCUCCCCCUCACAAACACUCAGAGUGCUCCAUUUGCUGCCCCAGCAGCUGGAGGUUGUGCUGAGCACAGGAACAAUCCAGGCUGAUGGAGUCUCAUUAUGAACUGGGGAGAGAUGGAGGAGAUGGGCACAAAGUAAAACAGAAAGACCCCUGGCAGCUCUGCUGCCCCAAAGAGCAGUGUUAGUCUGCUGAUUGUCUCCUGGCAGACUCUCAAGAGGAUCUCCAGAGCUGCCUCAGUUCAAACAAAGCCAGGCUUGGAGUACGAGCUGGAACUACUCACAUCCUCUGCAGACUGGCACAGGAGAGGAAACUCUUUGGAAACAUUCACAGACUCAUUGAUUAUUAAUGUAAAAAGGGGAACCACACAUGCAUUUCUCUUUUUGCCUUGGAAAGUUUCGACCCUGGCCCUUCCCUGCUCCAUAAGGCACCCACUGAGAGGGAGCUGUGCUGGCACCCCGAGCAGCAGAGCCUCCCUUCCCAUGGCCAGGGCACGCUGUUCCUCUCUGCUCCUCCUGGCUAUUUAUAGCCAGAGCUCAAGAGGCCGAUGGGUUCUUUGCUCCUGCCAGGGAAAGGCUGACCCCUCUCCAUCCCCUGCUCCCUGAGCACUGAUAACGCUCCCACAGCUCAUGGCAACGUGGCCGAGCUCCAGAUUUCUCCUGCCUAAAAAUACCAGCAGGUAGGAUCAGAUUCAGGGCAGCUGGGAGAAGGGAGAGGAUGUUUCCCUGGAGGAGGCAGCAGCUUUGGCUUUCCGGAGCACUUGCCCUGUGCGCUUUGAGGUCUCCCCCCUGCUCCAUCCUGGAGUGGGAAUAACGGGAAGACACUGGAAAAACGCCGGAGAUUUACACACGCAGGUGAGUAGCAAAGACGGCCUCGCAGUAAAUUCAGCUGGAUUCUGGAAACACAAGCAUUUCACAUCCGCAUGAUUCAUACCGGGAGAGAAAGGGAGUUUGGCUGCGGGACUGAUGACGGCAAUUCCUGGAAACAUUUUUCCAGGCUGCAGCAGAGCCGCUGCUGCCGCCCUCUCCUGGCAGCCACAAAGGUGACGGCUCCGCAUCCAAGACAUUCUUCCCAGCAGCAGAAACUUCCCAAACCCUCCUUGAAUUACAAAUCUGAGUUCUGCCCCCGAACUCGCUCAGUUGUUGUCUGAACACACUAUUUUAAGCGAGAGAUUACUCUCUGUUCAGCCCUGUUUGCUCUUCCUUGGUCCCGUACUGAGUUAUCAGGCUGAACUUUAGAAACUUUCCAGAAAGGCUCAGGAUGAUGAUCCUGCCUAAGGGAACAGAGGCAGCUUUCUGUCAUAAAUUUCCAAAGACAACAGAGGAGUGGGGUGGCACAGAAGGGCUGUGCAUCUCCACAGAUGGGAGACUCCUUGUGACACUUGGCUUAGCUUAGAGCUGCUGUGAGAGCAGGAAUUUCUGCUGAAGAGCUCUUGGGACUGCAAACGGGUAUUUCUGACACCAUCACCGCCAGCACCACCACUUUACCUGAUCCAGGUAAGACAAAUCGGAUGGUAACUCAGAGCUUCACCUGGGCAGCUCAGCAGUGCCCACAGGUAAGAGGCAGCAAGUGGCUGAAAACACUUGGAAGUCCUUUAGCAGCUGGAGGAGAGGGUCCCCGCAAUAUUCCACUGCAGGGUUUGGUGAAGACAUUCCUGUGGAGGGGCUGCUCUUCACACCAGCAAAGGUUUCCAGUGCUGCAGCAGCACGUUUAGCACAGGGUCUGCGAGCAGCACCUGGGUACACAGCCCACGCCAGUGAAGGGACUGGAGGCAGCCUGGGUCACAGAGGAACUAAAGCACUGGCCACAGCUUACACUGAAAAUGAAGGUUAUAACCAGAACUAAAGCACAAAGGUUCCUACUCCUCUGUGCAUGUACCUGAGUUGCAGGGGGGCAGAAAACAGCUGACACUGGAAUAAGUAGUAGGCCAAACUGAAGGUAAGCCCUUAAAUAAGAUUUCCUGCAUUUUAAGCAGCAGGUUCCCGGGGAGAUCUUUCUGCUUGGAAAGGUGUGGGAACAUAACUUGCAGCUAAUAAGCUUCUGAGUAAGCUGUGAAACAGAAAUACAGAUGAGAUAAUUAGGAGUCACUUUAGAAGGCCAAGCUGUGGAUCAACCAUCAGCAAGAAGGAGUAGGGUGCUCUAUAUAUAAAUCCAACAUGCAGAAGCCACUGCUAGUUUCCAUGUAACAACCCCCAAAGCACAACACAGAUCUGUGUUAGACUGCUCUGGCUGACAGCAUCUCCCAAACCACACCAUCCUGUGGCUACCUGCAGCACCCUGCACCACCAGAGCAGCUCAGACACAUCCUUUCUGCUCCAAGCUCAAGGAUACUUAUUUUGAAGCAACUUCUAAAGUCUAAUCCUAAACAUAGUAAAAAACAGUCUCUAAAUAGCUUUACGAGCUCAUAAAGACAAAUAUCUUCUCCCAAGAAUAAGUAGGCAGAACAUUCCACUCCUGCUUUGAAAAUAAGGUCUUGCUGUAGGCUGAAGGGAGAGGGGAAACAAAGCAACUGUCCAGAAGAAAAAAACCAAAACAACAAAAAAUUCCAUGCUAGUUAGAGGUGAACUUGCCUACAAUAGCUUGCAAGGGUGGGAGAGGAAAAAGCAGCACCUUCCACAGACAUUUCAUUAGCAUGAUCCAACACUUUGUGAUUUAACAGUGGCUGUGACUGCCCCUCUCCCUUAAAAAUGGUACUUCUUACUGAAGCCUGCUUCUGCUGUACAAAAUUGUGGCUUUAAGGGGAAGCUGCUUUUGGUAAAAAUCCCUGUACACUCGUCCUAAUUAACUCUUCCUGCCUUAACACCACGUAGUUUCCCAAGAUGCCAGUCAGUCCUGGGAAGAGUGGCAAGAAAUUUGGGAUUAGUAGCUGAGUAAACUUCCUCCCAGGUCUGUAAGGAUAAUGAGAUACCAGGCUGGAGCUAGAAACCACAAGGACUUAUUUAAUUUCUGUCCUCAAAGAGUUCUAACAAAUACUUUAAUAUUACUAUAACCACCCCAAACCUUACACCUUGUACACUUGAGCAAAAAUACAAGCUAUACUUUGCAUUUUAGAGCAGCCUCUCCCUGGGGAAACAGACAUGUUCUCCUUUUUAUCUUCAGUGUUGGAUUACUGAAAUUGCAGAAGAGAUAUUCUGGUUCUGAAAAGGGAGUUGUGCUGCUCCUGGGAAGGUAAUUCCAAGCUAAUAUGUGGAGUUUAGGCUCUCCCUGGGGCACAAGCACUCACUGGCACUGAACAGACAAACCCACCUGCAGAACCAACUGCUGCAGCUCUGCUCUUACAGAGCAACAUCUGCACAGCUGAGUUAGGAAAGGGGCAUCUCACAGGAACACCCAGGCUCCAAAAAGGCCCCUUUGCUCCACAGAGCUCACCAAAGAGAUCCCCUGGAGCUGCUGCUGAGAGCUUUCCAGGUUAGAGUGAUCACACCUGGGCACCUCUACUAGAGCAUACUGCAUGUGCAACUGCUGCUCAGCAGAGAUGCUGAACACUGGCAGCACAUCUCACCUGAAAGUGCCCAGCAGCUCCAGGCACAGUCAGCCAUUCCCAAAGACUUGGUGCAGCUGAAGUGCUGCAUUUCCAACUGUUAUAGAAAGGACCAAAAAUGCUCCAUGAAAUGUUUCAAGUUGUGCACUGCCUGUGGAAUUGACUUGGCACUGAUAGUUUAUACAAGAAACAAUCAAGACUUGCCACAAAAAUCUGCCAGAUGUGACCUUUUGAAGUGAGGGAAUGUGAGGAAAGGUUAACAGCAUUCCCAAGGACUGGAGCCCGAGUUCUGGCAGCACAGGUUGUGCUGUGUGACAGGGACACCGGUGACCCUGCAAAGGUUGUGCUGUGUGACAGGGACACCAGUGACCCUGCAAAGGUUGUGCUGUGUGACAGGGACACCAGUGACCCUGCAAAGGUUGUGCUGUGCUCCCCAGACAGGGGCCUGGUCCCAGGAAAGCAGCAGGCACAGUCCCCAUGGCUAUUUAUUAUCAGAUCCUACACAGAGCUGAGGAAUCUCCAACAGGUGCUCCUAUCUCAACAGGCCCAAUCAUCUUCUCUUGCUGAGCUCAGAAUACACAAGCAAAAUCCAGCUGUGCCUCCCCUCCCACUUCCAAUCAGUGCUAAUGCCCCAGCCAGCCCUGGGAAUGCCACAGAUGAACGAGUUCCAAGUUUCACACAGGUUAAUGUGUCACCAGCCUGAGCUCCUGGACACACCAGGAAGAACAAUUCAACCAGGACUGGAGGAGUGGGAGAUACCAAGAGGUUACAGACUGAGAUGUCAUGGCAUGACAGCUGCACUUCCAUACAGUCCAUGCUGCUGUUUGUUCAAAAAGCAACUCUCUCACAGAAAAAAAUUUAAUAAAGAAAAAAUGUCACUUUGGACACUCGCUGAAAGAUGAAACCCAUAAAGAACAGUAUAACAAGUCAAGUUUUAAUAGAUUUAUAAAAUUCAUAUAUACAAAACAGUAAACUAAGUCACCAAAGCUAUAAAAUACACUUUUUACACAUCACAAUAUAAUUUUAUCUAGUACACAGUUUUCAUAAGUUGAAACUAUUACAGCAAGUAGCUGCUUCUAUCACGGAUGCUGUUUUGGUGCUAGAAAGACACUUAUGUGAGCAGUCUGGGACUGUGCUUUUACUUUAUGCAUUUUCCACCUUUUAGUUUGUCACUGUUCUUAAAGUACUUUCCUGUGAAUUGUUAAGAAAAUUAAGGCUAAACUCAGGGCUUUUUUGCCCAGUGUAGUGAACUGGUUUAAAAAAAGACUGAUAUUGCAUAGUAUGUGUGUUAAUGCAUAGGCACCAGAGAGCAAGUACAUUGCAGAAUAAAAGAUAACAUCACUUGGCUUCCUAAGCUGUGUGGUCGUGUCACAAAUAAUCUGGUGUUUUGUCAGUUUGCUUUUGUAUAUUUUGAUUCCACAAACAAAGCAACUCCUCACUAUAGAGAGGAACACCAGCACUGUUGUUCAGUGGAGUCUCCAGAAAUAUUUUUUAAUGUGUAUCAUCAAUUCAAGCCCAUUCCACAUUCCAGACAACACAACCUGGAGGAACACUCCCUAUCCUACAGAGGGUUAAUGGCUUCAAUGCAAAAGGGACUCUGAACACACAUUUCCAAACCUAAGUCCACCAACCACCUUCCCAAGUCUCGUGAGCUCCCAACAGAUCCUUUCUCCUCCACAUCCCCCUGCUCCCUUUUCUCCUUUGUGCCCAACCACCCGCACAAGAGAUCGAGGGGAAGUCACAACAGAGAAGUUGUGCUACUCAAAACCUGCCACUUCCCUCAAAAGAUGCUCUCUCAGGUCCUACUUAUUAAAAAAUGUUGCUCUCCAUCAGUUGUAAUUUUUAUUCAAAGAAUGGAAACAGCCUCUUACCUUCUCAUGCUCUGGUAUCUUGAAGAAAGUUUAAGCAGCUGUCAGAAAGGAGUAGGAUGCACUGUCUAGCCAGAGGUCUGCAUAAUGUAUUUUAUCAAAAUUGAGCUUUAGCACCCAGUGAACAGAUGAAGAGAGAGAUUUACAACGGCAGGGCCAGCCUUGCUGGCCUGAUGCUCUUUAUUCACAGCCAAUGGCUCUCUGGAGUCACUCAAAGCUUUUGGGUCAGUGCAGAUGGCAUUUCACUUCAAUACAGUCCUCAAGCACCAUCAGCUUUUGGGAUCUGUUUAGAAACUAGCUCCCCUCUCCUGCUCCCCUCCAACAUACUUUGGCUUUUUUUUUACCAGAAUGCCCACCUUGGAAGUCAGUGCUG
Cyanistes caeruleus (blue tit) is the source of this 13572-nucleotide messenger RNA. RefSeq names its product archaelysin family metallopeptidase 1 (gene AMZ1). NCBI's taxonomy places the organism in Eukaryota, Metazoa, Chordata, Aves, Passeriformes, Paridae. Gene Ontology annotation, molecular function: metallopeptidase activity. Gene Ontology annotation, biological process: proteolysis. The record is from RefSeq and is a predicted model, not a curated record.